CGGGCUUACCUGUGGAGUUGCAGGACCCGGGAGCCGCUCCGCCCGCCUGCAAGUUUGCAAUGCGGCCCGGCGGACUGGAGGAGGCCCCCUGGUGCCCGGAUGUCUAGCAAAAUUGGUGCGGAGCCUCAGCUGAGGAGAAGGCACAGCCCGGGCUCCGGGACGCUGCGGGGCGGGGAGGUGCAAGCUAGGCUGCCUCGGCUUUGACUUUGCAAACCCCCCUCCCUUUUUUUUUUUUUUUUAAAUCGAGGGAGCCCGGGCGCCUCCAAGCAAAUGGCAGAGAAGUUUUGGGGGGGCCGGAGGGGCGAGGGCGCAGCGGACUGAUGGCCAGAAGGCACCUGGCUUGCUAAGCUUCACUAUGGCUGCCCAGUCAAGCUUGUAUAAUGAAGAAAGAAAUCUGCGCCGUAUUCAAGAAAAAGAGAGGAGAAGUCAAGAAGCUCACCAGGAGAGAGAGUCGCUCCCAGCCAACGUUCCCCUCUUUGGCGAGCCCUAUAAGAUUAACAAAGCGGAUGAGCUGUCCAGCCGAAUUCAGAACAUGUUGGGCAAUUAUGAAGAGAUAAAAGAAUUCAUCACCACCAAAUUGCACCAGGAUUUCAUAGGGAUCCCCACGAGUGUCGUGCCUCUGAUCCCUCAGCGCCAACCAUAUUGCCCACUCUUCCCCGAAAAGACCAACGAUAUGUUACCCUCCUCAUUCCAGAGCAGCAUCCGCUACCACAAGCCCUUGGGACCCUUUGCUUCAGGUGCCCCUUCUGUGGGUUGCUCUGCUCACCACCAGAAACUUCACUCAAGGAUAGAAGCGACCUCCGAUUUGCAAACACAAGGUGGUGAGUUGUCCAACAGCCAGAAGCAAGCUCCUGAGCAGAGUCGUAAAAUUCAAGAGAUCCAAAGUAGGAUGUGCCCGAAGAAAAGUGAAAAACGCAUUGACGAGGAAAUUGCCAAAGAGCUGCAGGCUUCCCUAUCGGAGCUUUCCCCGUUGCUGUCCACGUUGUCUUCCCCGAUAGCACCCCUGUCUCCACUACAUUCCAGCCAGCAUGUCAGUUCCAGGUCUCACAGCAGCAGCAACUAUAGAAGCCACGGGACAAAGAGCUCCCCUUCUCAGGACCUAACGGCUGGAACACAUGAAAACAAAAGCCACGACGGCUUGAGUGGCCCAGUGGCUGUCACUUCCCAGGGUCCUCCCCAGACAUUUCCCUCCUCCUUACCAUCAGCAAUGAGUGCAAUACAGCAAAAACCGACUGCCUACGUCAGGCCGAUGGAUGGUCAAGAUCAGGCGCCAGAUGAGUCACCAGAGCUGAAGCCACUACCUGAGGAGUACCAUGAACCAUCGUAUGGGAAAAUAGCAGAUAUCAAAGCAAACUCCAAGGCCAAGUUGCCCACGCUGAAAAUACCUACUGAACCAGUUGAGCAAUCCUUCUCCAAUGAAGUUCAUUGUGUUGAAGAAAUUUUAAAGGAAAUGACCCAUUCAUGGCCGCCUCCUUUGACAGCUAUCCAUACUCCUAGCACAGCUGAGCCUUCUAAGUUUCCUUUUCCUGCAAAGGAAUCCCAGCAUGCUGGAUCAGUAAUACAGAGCCAGAAACAGUAUGAUGCACCUUCUAAAGCUUUGUCUGUUUCUCAGCAAGGAACAUCGUAAGUAGCUAAACUUUAUUUUUCUG
Sphaerodactylus townsendi is the source of this 1649-nucleotide messenger RNA. RefSeq names its product AF4/FMR2 family member 1-like. The coding region runs from base 356 to 1627 and encodes 423 amino acids. The transcript has 7 exons. The record is from RefSeq and is a predicted model, not a curated record. NCBI's taxonomy places the organism in Eukaryota, Metazoa, Chordata, Lepidosauria, Squamata, Sphaerodactylidae. Gene Ontology annotation, biological process: regulation of gene expression. Gene Ontology annotation, cellular component: super elongation complex.